Messenger RNA from Teleopsis dalmanni, 3003 nucleotides. It is a transcript of the gene yin, whose product is annotated as peptide transporter family 1. Gene Ontology annotation, cellular component: membrane. The record is from RefSeq and is a predicted model, not a curated record. Gene Ontology annotation, molecular function: dipeptide transmembrane transporter activity. The transcript has 6 exons. Gene Ontology annotation, biological process: transmembrane transport; oligopeptide transport. NCBI's taxonomy places the organism in Eukaryota, Metazoa, Arthropoda, Insecta, Diptera, Diopsidae. Bases 732 to 2843 code for a protein of 703 amino acids.
GCAGUGCAGCGGUUUCAUUCGAGUACCAAGUGUCGAGCCGUGAUGACAGCUUCAGUUCGCAUCGUUAACUUCAUUGUUUGAGCUUCUCGUUGCUGUUGUUGUUGUUGCUGUUGUGAACUUUAAAUGUUGAAAAAUAUUCUGUCGCGAUUUUGUCGUUCUGUUUUUAUCUAAAAUUGUGAAAAAUAAUUUUGAUCUGUGUAAACAAUAUUAAAUUUUUUGAAUUUUUGCCACUGGUGUGUGUGACCGUCAAAAACUUUCGCGUCAUUGUUUUCGCAUAUUUAAGAAACGUUUAAGCGGUUUUUCACACCUGCUUUUACAAUUUUUUCUUAUAACAUUUUUAAGUUUUUUAAUAAAAUAUAAAAUAUAUUUGGAAUACGCACGUGUAGGCUGAUAUUCAUAAAUGCAUAACCUUUGUUAAUUUUGUUGAGAUUUCAUAUUUAAAUAAUUUUUCUGUUCUUGCUUAUUAAAAUCGUGCUUUUUUCAUAAAAAUUUGUCUUUAACUAAGAACUCAAACGCCAUUUUGUUGCAAAAUAUAUAUAAAAAACAAUUUUUUUACAAACUACUGCUGCCUAUAAAGCCAGCAACUGUUUUGCAAAACAGUUGUUCUCCUAAGCUGUGAUUUAUACCAGUUGAGUUUUAUGUUUGUCUCAAACGUUAUAUGAGUUUAUCGAAGAAUUGAAAAUUGUUAGAAAAAAAUUGGCAGACGAGUGGAUUAAGUCAACUGAGACAAAAUGGUCAGCAACACACUCAGAAUAUCGGAAAAAGCGCCGCUAAAAUAUCCCAAAUCUGUGGGAUUCAUCAUUAGCAAUGAGUUUUGUGAACGUUUCAAUUAUUAUGGCAUGCGAACGAUCUUGGUACUUUAUCUCACCAGUAAAUUGCACUACGAUGACGACACUUCAACGGUGCUCUUUCAUGUGUUCACAAUGCUGGUCUACUUAUGUCCACUUGUCGGAGCCAUUAUUGCCGACAGUUGGUUGGGAAAAUUUAAAACAAUUCUUUACCUGUCCAUUGUUUAUGCCAUUGGCGGUGUAAUUAUUGCCCUAGGAGCAGUUCCACCACUGCAAUUGCCAGUAAAGGAGGCUACCAUAAUUGGUCUCGUAUUGAUAGCUGUUGGUACCGGUGGUAUAAAACCUUGUGUUUCGGCUUUCGGUGGAGAUCAGUUUCGAUUGCCUGAGCAAGCUAAACAAUUGGCCACAUUCUUUUCGUUAUUCUAUUUUGCCAUCAAUGCAGGUUCAAUGAUAUCAACCUCUCUUACACCGAUACUGCGUCAAGAUGUUCACUGCUUUGGUGACAAAGAUUGUUUCUCUUUAGCAUUUGGUGUGCCGGCCGUACUGAUGUUGUUAUCAGUUGUAAUAUUUGUUGCCGGCAAGAAGUUAUACACCAUGAAACCACCGGCAGGUAAUAUGAUAUUCGGUGUUUCGAAGUGUAUUUCCGAUGCCAUUGGAGGUUGGCGACGUGAACGUAAAACUAAUCCUAGAAAACACUGGCUUGAUUAUGCCGAAGCUGCGUCUGGUCUGAAAAUGGUCUCCGACACAAAAACCCUACUAAAGAUUUUAGUUUUAUAUUUACCAUUUCCAGUAUUUUGGGCAUUAUUCGAUCAACAAGGUUCACGUUGGACUUUUCAAGCCACACGCAUGGAUGGUGAACUUUAUGGUUAUACCAUAAAACCAGAUCAAAUGCAAGUUAUCAAUCCAUUAUUGAUUUUGGGAUUCAUACCGCUCUUUGAUUACGUAUUUUAUCCAAUACUUUCCAAAAUUGGCAUUCGUCGUCCAUUACAGAAAUUGACUUUGGGUGGUUUAUUAGCAGCUGUAGCUUUUGGACUUUCGGCAUUUGUUGAGCUGAAAUUAGAAGCUGAGAAACCAAUCGUACCUGGACCAAUGGAUGCACAACUGCGUAUUUAUAAUGGCAUGCCUUGCGAUUAUCAUUUUAAGACUGAUUUACCUAUGGGACUGUCGGGUAAAAUAAAACCUUUAGAUGUGUGGCAAGAACUACAAAUUCCUGUCAUGAAGGAAAUGAAGUACAGGUAUAAUGCAACAACAGAUAAUGCCAAAUGCCAUAAUAUUUUUGGAGAACUGAAACUAAAACCAGGCAAAGCUAUAGGAUAUUUUAUAGCUGAUGAUCGUUUGCAUGAAUUUGAGGAUUAUCCCACAAAGCCAAAACUUGGUAACCCUGCUGUACGUGUGUUGCUUAAUAUACCUAGCUAUGAAGGUCUUAUGCAAAUAAGGGAUCCAACAGGUGAAAACACUAAACUCACAGCUUAUGAUGCCUCAAAGUUGGUGAAUGUAGCGGCGGGGGAAAGCACAAUUGUAAUUAAUGGCAAAACUGCAGCUAAUAUAACAACUAAAGGAGGUGGCGUAUACGCUCUUGUGAUUAAUAGCGAUUCAAUGUCAUCGUUUAUAUCAAAAGCACAUGUUGUGGUGGCACCAAAUCAGGUCCACAUGAUGUGGCAAUUACCACAGAUUAUUGUUAUUACGGCCGCAGAAAUUAUGUUCUCCGUUACUGGUCUGGAGUUCUCCUUCACUCAAGCGCCGCAGAGCAUGAAGUCUGUGUUACAGGCUUGUUGGUUACUUUCUGUAGCUAUUGGAAAUAUGCUGGUCGUUGUUAUAGCUGAACUUAAGUUCUUUGAAUCUCAGGCCGCUGAAUUUGCACUGUUUGCCGGACUUAUGAUAGUUGAUAUGUUCAUUUUUAUGUUACUCGCUAUGGGCUAUACAUACGUUCAACAUCCGGAUGAUCCAGAACAUGGUCAUGUAGAGGAAACAUCCAAGAGUAACACUAAUGGUAAUGCAAACCGUGUAAGAAAUGCUGGACAUUCCAAUGCUGCUUUUGAUGAUAACGAAAAGUAGUACUUGAAAAUGAUAAGUUUGAGUUCAAUGAUUUCUUUCUGGCAUUAUUUCUGGAUUUGAAAAUCAUAAAUCAUAAUUUGGCGCUGUGAUGUACUUAAAUCUGCACAACUCGUUUAUUUUGUAUAUUUUGUUGUAUUUUAUUUUAUAUAUCAAAAAAUUC